AUUCAUCAAGUAGUCCUGUGCCCUCCACACGCCUUAUCUGAGUGUAUCACUAUUAUAUUCUCCCUUCUUAUUGUCUUUCUUAGCCAUAAGGUAAGUCAUAUUAUUAUAUAUACUAGGUGUUGUGACCAUGAAGCUGAAAAUUCCGAGGUGGGUGGUGUUCCUAGUGGUGUUGUUUUACAGCUUUUCAAACGUUGUUAUUGCUACCGCUCCAAUUACGGAAGCAACACUUAAACAAGUUGCUGCUUCUCUGCAAAUGUAUGUUGAUGAACUUCCCAUAUUGCCAAAGCUGUUGGGUUAUACUCCGAGUCUGAGAGGACCGAAACCUGCCACACUUACCAUUGGGAUGUACCAAAAGUUUUGGAAAUUUCAUCGGGAUUUACCUGCAACAAGAAUUUUUGCUUAUGGAACAUCAACAUCUAAGGCUACAAUACCAGGACCAGUAAUCGAGGCGGUUAAAGAUGUAACGACUUAUGUGACAUGGGAAAAUCACCUCCCUAAAAGACACAUACUUCCAUGGGAUCCAACCAUUGCCGCCGCUAUCCCCAAACACGGUGGUGUGCCCACGGUGGUCCACCUCCACGGUGGCAUCCACGUGCCGCAGAUGGACGGCCACGCCAUGGCUUGGUUCACGGCCGGUUUUGGUAAAAGGGGGCCCACUUGGUCACGGAAAACCUACGUGUACCCUAACGUACAACAUGCAGGGAACUUGUGGUACCAUGACCACGCCCUUGGUUUGACCCGGCUAAACCUCCUAGCCGGUUUGAUUGGUCCGUAUGUCAUCACAGAGCCGGGUUUGGAGUCAAAGUUUAACCUCCCUUCUGGCCCGGAAUUCGACCGGCAUCUCAUGAUUUUCGACCGUAGUUUCUACAAAGACGGCUCGUUGUUCUUGAACCGGACCGGAAUCAAUCCGACGAUUCACCCACAAUGGCAGCCGGAGUAUUUUGGCGAUGCUAUAAUUGUGAACGGCAAAGCGUGGCCGUACCUCCGAGUCCAGCCUAGAAAGUACCGGUUCAGAAUCAUCAACGCCUCAAACGCUAGAUACUUCCGGUUCACCUUAACCAACGGCCUCUCUUUCACGGUGGUCGGCUCCGACACAUCGUACCUACCGUCGCCGGUGACGUCGUCAAGUAUUACAAUCGCACCCGCCGAGAUCAUGGACGUCGUCGUCGACUUUUCCAAAGCCAAAGCGAGUGAAUCAGAGUUAACAAACGACGCACCCUAUCCCUACCCUAACGGAAAUCCCGUGGAUCAGCUGAACAGCAAGAUCAUGAAGUUCAUCAUUACUCCCGCCGGCGACCCAACUCCGGCCGAAAAAUCCCAAAUCCCCCUGACCCUAAAAACCUACGCGGCCGCCACCCCGACGGCCGCCAUGGUCCGGAGGUACAUAGUGAUGUACGAGUACCAAAGCGCGACGGGGAACCCGACGCACCUUUAUAUCAACGGGAAGAGGCUCACGGACCCGGUGACGGAAACGCCGAAGAGCGGGUCGACGGAGGUGUGGGAGGUGAUCAAUCUAACCAACGACAACCACCCUCUCCACAUCCAUUUAGCGGAGUUCCAAGCCGUGAAAAUCCAGCGGCUGGUGGAUUUGGCGGCGUUCACGACGUGCAUGCAGGCCAAGAACGACGCCGCCGCAUGCAAUGUGGGCAGCCAUGCAACCGGGAGCUUGAUAGACGUGCCGGCGUACGAGAAGACAUGGAAGAACGUGGUGAAGAUCCAACCCGGCUACCAAACCACAGUUGUCGUUAAGUUCAACCUCGUAGAAAACGACGCACCUUAUCCCUUCGAUGCCACGGGCUCUCCGGGGUUUCUCUACCACUGUCACAUUCUUGAUCAUGAAGACAAUGAAAUGAUUCGCCCCUUCAAGCUGGUGAAUUAACGCCGCAGAAAUAAAUAAAUAAAGCAAAGACUUUUCUACUCUUUUUCCCUUUGUGCAAUUGUGCAGUGCCCACUCAUACGUACUUUGUAUUAUUCAAAUGUAAGAUUGUCUGUCGGAAAGAGCCUGUUUUUUUUCUAGAUAUAUUGUAAAAUUGUUUGAGCAAUAGAAUAUUUAACAGAAUAAAGUCCAUGGUUGAGAGCA
Messenger RNA from Ipomoea nil (Japanese morning glory), 2080 nucleotides. RefSeq names its product multicopper oxidase LPR1-like. Gene Ontology annotation, molecular function: copper ion binding; oxidoreductase activity. NCBI's taxonomy places the organism in Eukaryota, Viridiplantae, Streptophyta, Magnoliopsida, Solanales, Convolvulaceae. The transcript has 5 exons. The record is from RefSeq and is a predicted model, not a curated record. The coding region runs from base 128 to 1879 and encodes 583 amino acids.